This is a messenger RNA of Pogonomyrmex barbatus (red harvester ant), 998 nucleotides long. RefSeq lists its product as uncharacterized. NCBI's taxonomy places the organism in Eukaryota, Metazoa, Arthropoda, Insecta, Hymenoptera, Formicidae. The record is from RefSeq and is a predicted model, not a curated record. Gene Ontology annotation, biological process: multicellular organismal reproductive process.
UUUGUUAAAUCAUUGUUCAAACAGAAUAAUGCUAUAUAUUCUUAGUGCGUUCAGUAUUGUGACGUUUGGUUUAUGUGCAGCGGAAGAACUGACGCUUCCUGUGAUCUCAUGCAAGUGAAAUUCAACUGACUAUUCUACCUGCUUAAAAUAAGCAGUCCAAGAAACAUGGCCACGAUUUCUUAAAGGACUUCCAGAAUUCGACUUUCGAAGAGGCAUGGAAUUUGUUGCAAAGAAAUCAGAAAGGGAAAGUUACGCAUCAAAAACACAUGCAGUCCAAGAAGCAUGGCCACAAUUUCUUAAAGGGCUACCAGAAUUCGACUUUCCAAGAUUAGAUCCAUUAUUUUAUGAACAUGGACGAAUUUUGUAUGACAAAGACGACGUACAUGUAGAAGUAUUUGCUUCAAAUGUUAGUACCAUCGGUUUGUCAAAUAUUCGUUUCAUGGAUGUAAGAUCGUACAUUUUCAAUAAUAGCAUUCGUUUGGAAAUUGAUGGACAAGUAUCGAAAAUGUUAUUUAAAGGUUAUGUAAAAACACGAGGAAGUCUAAGCAUACUCAAAAUAGACGGAAAUGGAUACUUCAAUAUAAUUGCAAACGAUGUCAGAAUGACAUGGAUUAUAAACGGACAUGUGGUAAAUGAUACAUUGAUUAUAGAUUGUUUCCACACCGCACCUUCAGUUGCAAAAGUACAACUUGCCUUACACGACUUUUUCGAUGGCAAUAAAGAGUUUAGUGAUCUUGUUGUGUCAUUUGUAAACGAAUACUGGCUGCCAUUAUAUCGAAUAGCAUUGCCACCAACAGCUGAUGUUUGGGACAUAUUUUUAACUAAUAUAACUAAUCGCCUCUUUUCGAAAGUUUCCUUUUCAAAAGUAUUUCCACAAAAUUAAUAUAUUUAUUAUAUAUGUCAAAAUAUAGUAUCAAACCUUUGUAGAAUAAAAAAUAUAUUUAGUAUUUGUAAGUAUAAAAGGUUCAUGAAAUGUAUUUCUGAAAUCUUAGCGUAAA